Molecule: messenger RNA, 2595 nt
Organism: Drosophila serrata
Lineage: Eukaryota; Metazoa; Arthropoda; Insecta; Diptera; Drosophilidae
Gene: RnrL
Product: Ribonucleoside diphosphate reductase large subunit
Biological process (GO): deoxyribonucleotide biosynthetic process
Cellular component (GO): ribonucleoside-diphosphate reductase complex
Molecular function (GO): ATP binding; ribonucleoside-diphosphate reductase activity, thioredoxin disulfide as acceptor
Source: RefSeq, a predicted model, not a curated record
UUGGCGCCUUUUUUUAUUGGCAACAAGCAUUUUGUGUCUGUGCAUUCUUGUGAAAUUCAAUUAAUCCAAAAUGUUGAAGAAUAAAACUUUAAAGACUUCCAAGCUAUAUGUUAUUAAGCGAGAUGGCAGACAGGAGGAGGUACACUUUGAUAAAAUAACCUCAAGAAUCCAAAAGCUUUGCUACAACUUAAAUAUGGAUUUUGUUGAUCCGGUUUCCAUUACUCUCCAAGUCAUUAAUGGUUUAUAUUGCGGCGUAACCACACAAGAGCUGGACAACCUGGCUGCCGAGAUCUCGGCGGGAUUGACAUGCAAUCAUGCGGACUAUGCUAUUCUAGCAGCUCGCAUUGCCGUCUCCAAUUUGCAUAAAGAAACAAGAAAGGUGUUUUCUGAUGUCUUUGAGGAUCUCUUCAAGAACAUUAAUAAGGAAACAGGUCUAAGUGCACCGCUGGUAUCGGAAUAUCACUACAACAUCGUUAAGAAGCAUGCCACGCGCUUGAACUCGUCCAUAAUUUACGAUCGUGACUUUGGGUACAAUUAUUUUGGCUUUAAGACCCUCGAACGUUCGUAUUUGCUUAAGAGUAAUGGCAAGAUUGUCGAGCGGCCGCAACAUAUGCUAAUGCGCGUGGCGAUUGGAAUCCAUGGUGAAGAUAUCGAUGCCGCUGUUGAGACCUACAAUUUGCUGUCAGAGCGCUUCUUCACACACGCCUCACCCACUCUGUUCGCCGCUGCCACUAACCGACCGCAACUCUCGUCCUGCUUCCUUCUGACUAUGACAUCCGAUUCGAUCGAAGGUAUUUUCAAGUCGGUGGAACACUGUGCCAUGAUUUCCAAGUCGGCGGGCGGCAUUGGCCUGAAUGUCCAUUGCAUCCGUGCCAAGGGCACCUCGAUAUGUGGCACGAAUGGGACCUCCAAUGGCCUCGUUCCCAUGCUGCGAGUCUUCAACAAUGUAGCGCGUUACGUGGAUCAGGGUGGCGGCAAGCGCCCUGGCGCCUUUGCCAUCUACUUGGAGCCCUGGCAUUCCGAUGUUUUUGAAUUCUUGGAACUGAAGAAGAACACCGGUAAGGAAGAGAAUCGUGCUCGCGAUUUAUUUUAUGCCCUCUGGAUACCUGAUCUCUUUAUGAAGCGCGUUGAGGCAAAUGAGAACUGGUCGCUGAUGUGCCCGCACAAGUGUCCCGGCCUGCAGGAUGUUUGGGGCGACGAAUUUGACCAAUUGUACCUCAAAUACGAGGCCGAAGGAAAAGCCAAUCGGACGGUUAAGGCUCAGUCCCUGUGGUUCGCCAUCAUUGAGGCGCAGGUGGAGACUGGCAAUCCUUAUAUGCUGUUCAAGGAUGCAUGCAACAGGAAGAGCAAUCAGCAGAAUGUUGGCACCAUCAAGUGCAGUAAUCUUUGCACAGAAAUCGUUGAGUAUUCGUCGCCCGACGAAAUCGCCGUUUGCAACCUGGCAUCCAUCGCUCUCAACAUGUUCGUGACCCCUGAGAAGACGUACGACUUUAAGAAACUGAAGGAGGUCACUAAGACAGUGGCUAAGAAUCUGAAUAAGAUUAUUGACAUCAAUUAUUAUCCCCUGCCAGAGGCCCGGAAAUCAAAUUUGAGGCAUCGCCCCAUUGGCAUUGGCAUUCAGGGUUUUGCUGAUGCCUUGAUUCUGAUGAGAUUCCCUUACGAAAGCGAGGAGGCAGGUCUCCUAAACCAGCAGAUCUUUGAAACUAUCUAUUAUGGCGCACUGGAAGCAAGUUGUGAACUGGCCCAGGCCGAAGGUCCGUAUGAAACAUACGAGGGCAGUCCCGUAAGCAAGGGAAUUCUUCAGUACGAUAUGUGGGACAAGGUCCCAACGAACCUCUGGGACUGGGCCAAGCUGAAGGAGUCGAUCAAGAAACAUGGUGUCAGGAACUCUCUGCUGGUCGCCCCCAUGCCAACGGCAUCCACUGCCCAGAUAAUGGGCAAUAACGAAUCCUUCGAGCCGUACACCACAAAUAUCUAUACACGACGCGUUCUCUCCGGCGAAUUCCAGGUGGUUAACCACCACCUGUUGAGGGAUCUGACGGAGCUUGACUUGUGGGAUGAUGAUAUGAAGAACCAGAUAAUUUCCAGCCGUGGCUCAAUUCAGAAUAUCGAGGCCAUCCCCCAGCAUGUGCGCGAUCUGUACAAGACGGUGUGGGAGAUCUCCGUCAAGUCCACCAUUAAAAUGGCUGCGGAUCGUGGUGCAUUCAUCGAUCAGAGUCAAUCGUUCAACAUUCAUGUUGCCGAGCCCAACUAUGGCAAGCUGACGUCCAUACAUUUUUACUCGUGGAAGGCUGGCCUUAAAACCGGAAUGUACUAUCUCCGCACGAAGCCGGCUGCGAACGCCAUACAGUUCACCGUCAACAAGAAGCAGGGUGCGCUUAAAGUCAAUGGCCAGAAUGGCACCGCAGAGGAGGAGAAUUCCCAAGAGUACGAGUUGGAUAGAGAACGGAAAUUGGCGGAUAUGGUUUGUUCGCUCGAAAACAAGGAUGCUUGCAUGUCUUGCGGCUCUUAGGAAGCCUACCCUUAAUCGUAAGCCUAUUUAAGUGUAUUCAUCGUAUUAAAAACAUUGAAAUAAAUAUAAAUUAUGGAUCGGUA